Zerene cesonia (dogface butterfly) is the source of this 1932-nucleotide messenger RNA. RefSeq lists its product as uncharacterized. The record is from RefSeq and is a predicted model, not a curated record. Gene Ontology annotation, biological process: transcription by RNA polymerase I. Bases 225 to 1913 code for a protein of 562 amino acids. NCBI's taxonomy places the organism in Eukaryota, Metazoa, Arthropoda, Insecta, Lepidoptera, Pieridae. The transcript is spliced from 2 exons.
GGUCUCUGGUCGCCUUUUUAUAGAUUUUGACAGUGAAGUAUUGAGGUGUGAGGUUAUAAAACAUGUUUUGAUUCAUAUUUUAAUGUACGAUAUAUAAUAAUCUAUUUAAAAUAUGAAAAGUCUAUUUUAAAAUAGGUGUCUGGUCUGAUCAAAAACAUACUUAAAAAAGGUUAAUUAAGUCAAAGAUGUUUUUAUAAUAAAUAGUGGUAAUACGUCGAAUUUCUAUGGAGUCAUCUGAUGAAAGUUUUGCUUGGACAAAUGCAUCAAAUGAUAAUAGCGAUAGUAAUGACGAUAAUGUAAACACAUUGAAAGUGAUUGACAAGAUGAAGUAUAAUAAAAUUAAUCAAUGUGAAGGCAAGUUUAAUUCAACUUACUUGAGUGAGGAGGACAUUGUAGAAAAAAAUCAGAGUAAAAAAGCAAAGAAGAGAAAGAAAUCUAUUGAAAACAAUUCAGAAUCUCCAAAGAAAAAACAUAUAAAGAUUGAGCAACAGAGUGAUGUAGAUGAAAAAAUCACUAAAACAAAAAUUAAACAUGAGUUUGAUAACAAUAGAGCGGGUGAUUCAGAUACUAGUUUCAAUGACACUUAUUUAAAUUUAUGUGUAAAGGAGGAACAAGCUUCUGAUAAUAUUAAGACAAAAAAAGCAAAGAAAAGUAAGAAAAAGAAAUUGUCAGUAAAUAGCAAUACAGAACAUGACGAAGUUGAUAAAAAAUAUGAAAUUGAAGAAGAUUCUAGACAGAGUUUUAUAAUAGAAGACAAAAUAACAGUAGAAGAAACAGUUGUAUCAAAACCAAUAAAUAACAAUAGUGAAUAUUUGAAUGAAGAAAGUUGUAUUAAACCAAAAAAGAAAAAGAAGAAACAUAAACAGUCAAUAUGUGAAAAUAAUGAUAUAUCUGAAAUUCAAACAAGUGUAAACAACUACACAGAUUCUAAUGAGGAGCUGGAUCAUAAUAAUCAUAAUAGUGGCCAAGCAGAUCAUAGUAUUGUUGAGAAUGGUAGUGCUGAUGACUCCAUUGAAAACUCACAAAAGUUAAAAAAUUCGAAGAAAAAUCGUAAGAUUUCAGAUAGAAUAAAAUUUGAAGAUGAUACCACUGAUGUUGAAUAUAAUAAUCACAAUGAUAGUACAAUCAUUGAAGAAAACAGGAUUGUUCCCAGUAAACAAAUGAAGCGAUACAUCAUAGAAAAUCCCAAUUUGCAAAAGCUGAAUAUUAAAAUUAGUAAUAAAAAUUUUGUUGUAACAGAAACGGAUGAAGUUUGGCUUUUUAAGUGUCCCCGCGACAUAGAUAUAACACAUUUGUCAGGGAUAAAACUAGAUGUCAGCAGUAAAAGCAAAGUUAAAAUUGAUGGGAAAAAUUAUGAUACAAUUGUAGACGAUAAUAUAAGCAGGUUACCUAUAUUAUCUUAUACAUCUGAAAAUAGAGUAAUAAUAAGAAAUGUAAAAUUAAAUGGCAGUUUAAGUUUGAAGAAAAGGCUACCUAAAACAAACCCACUAGGAAAAGAAAUGAUGGCGGAUGAUCACAUAAGUUAUAUUCCAUUACCAGAAACGAAAUGUCGCCAUCCCCUAUUUGGUGUUCACUAUAAAAAAUCAAUUAAAAUACCUGCUGAAAUUACAAAACGUUUAAAGGAGAAUUCAGAAACUCAUGAUGAUAUUGAUGAAGUGAGAAAGAAGAAGAAAAAAUAUAAGAAAGAGAAGAGACUGGUACAAGAGGAGGUUGAUAUAGAACCUCCAGAAGCUUUAAAGGUUGAAGCUGAUACAUUUAUAGUACAUAAAAAGAAAAAAGCAAACAAGCGAAAAUUUAGUGAAGUGGAUGAAAGUUCACCUCCAAAAAAGAAACGACUUAAACACAACCCUGAAGCCUCUGCCGAGACCUGGGAGUCUGAACAAGCAAUAGAAGAGACUCUUUUUAAUUUUUAAUAAAAUUUUACAUGCAAUA